AUGGCCAUCAUCGGCAUCGCCCAGGCGUCAGUCGUGGACGCGAGAGGAGCCGUAUUUGUUCGACAGCAAAGUUCAUCGGUGGGAACGGGCAACACGGUACCUACGAGUGUGGUAGAGACUCCUGAGAGUAGUCCAACGACAUCUCCAUCAUCCACGCCGACUCAAGCGCCGUCACCCUCAACGACACCUCCCACGACAUCGCCGACGCCUACUCCUACGACGACACCAAAUACACCCACACCCACCCCAAACACACCAACUCCAGUUGCUACUCCCACGACGAAUACCACACCAACAACCACGCCGACAACCCCAGCAACCUCUCCCACAACCUCAUCGAAAACCUCAACUAAAACCUCCACCUCGACCUCCUCCUCCGUAUCUCUAAUCAAUACCUCCACCAUCACCCCCACCGUCGUCGUCGUCACCUCCCUCCAAACCGUCAGCGGCAGCACCAUAACACAAACCUCCUCUUCAACCGACACCGCCGCCUUUGCAUCCGCCACCAGCGCAGCAGCAGCCGCCAACUCGGCCGCAGCCACGACCAACAACACGAGCAACAAAGACAAAGGGAUGUCGACCGGCACGCGCAACACCAUUAUCGGCGUCGUUGUCGGGAUCGGUGGUGCCGCUAUCCUAGCCGGUCUGUUCAUCGUCGCCUGGAGGAUUUGGGGACGCAAGAAGAACACGCCUGAUGAGUCGGACGACCUGAUGGGUACGGGCUUCGGGAGCGCGCCGGGCGAGAAACCAAGCUCGUCUGGGUCGCCGGCUGCCGCGAAUCCGUUCCAGAGUACGCUGGAGACGUAUCAUAAUCCGGCGGCGAGGGGGAAUGUGAAUGCAAGUUCGAACUUUUGA
This is a messenger RNA of Glarea lozoyensis ATCC 20868, 855 nucleotides long. RefSeq lists its product as uncharacterized. NCBI's taxonomy places the organism in Eukaryota, Fungi, Ascomycota, Leotiomycetes, Helotiales, Helotiaceae. The transcript has a single exon. The record is from RefSeq and is a predicted model, not a curated record. The coding region runs from base 1 to 855 and encodes 284 amino acids.